GUUUGAAAGAGGAGAUUUACGUUGUAGAAAGCGGCACCUCGCAUCAAGGUUUUUUUAGUGUUUUGAACUAUACCUUAAUAAAGUGCUAGUUAUAAUAAUCUGUCGCAAUUUUGUGAAAGAAAACGCAUUGUAGUGACCUGAAACAUGUUUCGGUCGAAAAAAGACGUUGAUCGUCACGUUCAAGAUAUUUUUCGUAAACUGAAAAACGACAAUGAGAAACCAUACCGUUGUUAUAGUAUAGCUAAAUUAUAUUAUCAAGUAGGAGAUUAUGAAUCUGCCAAGAGAUAUGUGUCUUCUUACUUGGAAGUACGAGAAGAAUCAGCAGGCGCACAUAAGUUAUUAGGUCAAACUCUUGAAGCGUUAGGAGAAAAAGAAGCAGCAUUUAAUCAAUAUAAAUUAUCUCUUGAAUUAGAUGCAAGUCAAAAUGAUUUGGUUUUAAAAGUUUGUGAAUUAUUGGUUGAUAUGGAUACUGGUACAGACGUUAAUCGUAUUAGAUAUUGGGUAAAGAGAGCUGAUAAACAAUUUCCACAUCAUCCUAUAAUUUUCAAACUAAAAGAAAAGAUGUUAAUGGCAGAAAGACCAAACGAUAGUAGUGAAGAUCUCGAAGCUUUAAUUGCAUCUGAGUUAUCCAUCAGGCCAACAGAUGUCGACUUGCGUGUUAAAUUAAUUAAGUAUUAUAUGGCAAAGCAAAGAUUCAAUGAUGCUUAUAAUCAUGCUGCUAAUGUGGAAACAACAUAUUGCCACAGAAAUAGCAUUAUGUGGUAUCAAUCACUCAGCGAGUUAUUAGGAAAAUGCAAAAAAAGCAAACAGGAUGAUUGGUCAUUUUGGGUAUUUUAUAUAUCCACGUUAGAAAGAUAUGCAGCACUUUCUUUGAAGGAGCAUGGCAAUGAAACAACUAAAACAAUACCGGAAGCAACACAAGCAGUAUUUAAUUUUGAUCAAGUUUUGACUGAAUUUAAAUCACAAAAUUUGUCUGGUUAUCCAAUGUACACAGAAGAAAUGCUAACACAUAUGUGGGGUCAAUUGCAUUUUCAUUUAGCAUGUCUAUUAUUACGAAAAACUAAAAGAGAACAAGGCAGUUGGGAUGAAGCAAGUCGACUUUGUGCAGUUCUUUUUUUGUUUGCAUUACAUGUACAUCCAAUAGAUUCUACAGCUUCAUGGGCUAUUCAUGGGAAAGAUCAAUUUAAAAACUUAGUUUCAGUUUGGUAUAGAGAAGGGUCAUAUAGAUGUAGUCAGGCUGGUAAUGUUCUUCAAGAUUGUGCAAGAAAUAAUGUCAAGAAACUGAUGAAUAAGAUUGAUACAUUUUUCUUCACAGAAGCAUGGAGAGAAAGAAUUUAUCAGAGAAGUUUUGUAUCCAAACUGUAUCAACAACAUAUAAAAACUUCAUAUUUUUGCAAUCAUACAGUUUUUAAUCCACCUCUUCGUUUGUGUUUACCAAAUGAAUUAAAACGCUAUGAUGAAGUUUCGGAAGAAGUAUGGCCAGAUUCGUUACAUCAUCAUGUUUGGCUUGGUAUUAGGAGUCGACUUCAAAAUACUCAAAAGAAGGAUCAGACAUAUCCACAACAGUAUUCUCAUGUAUUUCCAGAAUUGCAAUUUUCUGUUAAUAAUCUAAAUCAAGCUGGUCCUGACACAUUAUGUAGAUUAGACAUUGAUGCAUUUUUAAAUGCUGCAGUUUUAUGUGCUGCUGUAAUGGUUGAAGAUCAGCAACAAAGAGGUUUCUUAACUCGAGAAAGACUUCCUACUCUACCAGCAGAUCUAACUAGUUCCCUUUGUACAUCUGCACAAGAGAAAUGGUGGUCAUAUGCAUAUAAAAUGUACUCUAGAAAAGAGACAUUAGAAGGAGAUUUAGGAGAAAUUAGACAAGAAUUACGAAGAGGUUUAGAAGUUGUUCGUUGUAUCGGCAAUCAUGGUUUGCAUCCAGUAGUUCUGGUACAUUUAGCACGAUUAUUUUAUCAUAGGGUAAAAAUAUUAAAAGAAAAAGAUCCAGAGCAUCUUGACAUUAUGGCCUUAGAAGUUCGAUAUGAACUUUAUUGGUCAACUGUUAUACCUCUUCUUGAAAGAUUGCAAAAUAAUCAAACUAUACGUGUAACAAAUUCUAAAUUAUUUAAUUAUGAAGGAAAGAACAUGAGUAAUGCAGAAUUAACUAACGCUUUGGAAGAAGGUAGAUUACUUUUGGCUCAACGCUUUGUACGGAAUAAACAAUAUGAGCAAGCAAUUGAUGCAUUGCAAGUAUUGAAAUGCCCAGAAGCUACGUUUCAGCAAGGACAAAUUUAUAAAAUGCUUGCUGAUGAAAUAGUCGGUUCUAUGCCUAGAGAAAGCUUAACAUCAGAAAUAAGAUCACAGCAUAUCAUUAUGCUUUCGAAAGCUAGAAAUUGUUAUUAUCUUACUUUAGAUCGAUUACGUAGUCCAGGAAUGAAUCUGAAACAUCCAUUAGAUUCGGAACUGUGUAUACAUAUUUCAGCUAUAGAAAAUGAAUUAAAAAGGAUUGAUCCAGAUUUAUCACAAGGAGACUUAAGUAGAAAUGAGUGCGAUGUGUUAUCAGAUGAAAGUUAUUCACCUGCACAUAGUGGCGUUGAUCAUCCUAUAACGAAUGUACCUAUAUCUGCAUUAACUGGAUUAGGCACUCCUGUGAAUAUAUUAAGUACACCACAAAAAAAUACUCAUCGUACUCCAAAACAAUCUAGUACACCUUGUAGACCACAACAUCAAGAUAUUAUGGAUUUAUCAAGGAAUCGCACGGAAGCACGCCCGAGUCCUGAACGGCUUGAUGCUCAGAUACGUCAAAUGAUGCAUGCUAGAGAUACUGUUAUGCAAACAAUCAUAGAACAAAAUAAAAUGAUAAUGGAAAAGAUAGAUGAAUUAACAAAAGAAAUGGCAGAAUUAAGAAAAGAUUCUCAAAAACAACGUGUUCAACCAGUUAAUUUUAAUCCUAAUAUAGAAGACGAUUUAUAUGUUCUUGGAGAAGAAGAUUAUGGUGAUAUAAAUUAUACAACCAAUCAGUCAGCUCCAACAUCUUCCAUUUCUGGAAAUAUGUUUCCACCAUCUCAUAGACAUCCUUAUUCACCAUUAGUGUAUCCACCAGCAACAGCUUUCCAGGGUUACUAUCAAGGAACUCUACCAUUUACUGAUCCAAAUGCACAAGCAAUUCCACCUUUAUAUCCUCCGAAUGUUUAUCCAAUGCCUAUGCUGUAUCCUAAUCGACCUAAGGUACCGGACAUGUUACAACAAGGUCUGUUUGCUGCAUCAAGAUUGGCAACUCAACUGAGUGAUCUUAUACCACCUCCAACAAAUAUAUCAUUGCAAAUGCCAAUGCAGAAAAUUGAAGUGACGAAGCCUCAAACUAUAAUAAAAGAUAAUUCUACUAAGAAAUCUCCACCUGUAAAUGUUGUAAUAACUACUUCAGAUACACUACCAACUACAGUACCAUUAGUGCAACCUACUCUGAGCGUUACUAUCCCUGCUCAAUAUAGAAUGGGAAAUAUUUCUACUGUUGCAAAUACUACAGAAUCACAGAAUGUUCCACAUUGUUAUCAAAUCUCUAUGCCAUCUCAAGCUACUAUUCCAACAACUGUCAAUUUACCUCCUUUGCCUGCAACACUUACAUCAACACCAGCGAAUAUUUCCUUAUCGGAAACAUCAAAAAGCAAUAAUAUCGAAGCACACACAGCUAGUUCACCAAAUAGUUCUGCUGAACUACAUGAACCAGAACACGAUCCAAUACCAGAUUUUGUUCCUGUCAUACCAUUGCCUGCUGAAGUUAAAGUUACAACAGGCGAAGAAGAUGAAGUUACAUUAUAUUGUGCACGCGCAAAACUUUUCCGUUUUGUGGAUAAAGAAUGGAAAGAACGUGGCGUUGGAAAUGUUAAAUUAUUAAAAAAUGCAGAAGGGAAAGUUCGUUUGUUGAUGCGUAGAGAACAAGUCUUAAAAAUAUGUGCAAAUCAUAUGUUAAGACCUGACAUGGAGUUAACUAGUAUGCCAAAUAAUGAUAAAGCUUGGAUUUGGGUUGCGAAUGAUUUUGCAGAUGAAAAAGUGAAAAUUGAGAAACUUUGUAUCAGAUUCAAAACUGCAGAAGAAGCUCUCUCAUUCAAACAACAUUUUGAUAGUGCUAGAGCUAGCUUAACAUCUAUUAAUGAAAAAGUAUUUAAUGAAACCGAUAACAAAACAGCAACCAAUGUUAAAGUUUCAGAAGGAGAGAACAAUCAUUCAUCAUCUCUCGUUACUUCAACAAAUAUAAAUAAUGUACCGUUGGAUAAAGAAAAAACUGCUGCAACUACAGCUGUUGUUGGUGGAUUUUCUUUCACUUCAAAGCCCGUCAUUCAAACGGUUUCUACUGGAAUAGAAAGUACAUCCCAGAAACAAAAUGAAACACAAAAAGUAAGUCCAUUCGUAGGUUUUUCAUUCAAUAAACCUGAAUUCACCAAAACACCUGAGAUCAUAAUUACCUCGACAACAACCAAAAAUGUAUCUACGCCUGUAACAACGCAAGUAACUGGUUUUUCUUUCUUAAAAUCAAAUACGAUCUCUCCCUCAUAUUCUGAACCAACGACAACUGCUGUUUCUAUUGGUAUGCGUGACGUAACUACAGUUACUACGUCUCAAACGGCAGCAAUUGUUUCUACGACUUCAGCGUCUCGUGUCUCAUUAAGAAGACCGCAUGCACCUGCACCUGCAACAUUAAUUGUUGCAACUACAACAAGCGGUAUCACUCAAAAAUCUGAACUACCUGGCCAAGAGGAAUGCGAAACAAAAGUUUUAUUUGAACAAAAAGCAACCCUUCAACGACAAUGCAAAGAUAAUAAAAAUUGGGAGAAUAAAGGUACUGGACAGAUGAAAAUUAUAUUGAAUAUAAAAACAGGAAAUUUGAAUUUAUUAAUGCAUAGAGAAGAGGAUUCAAAAGUCUGUUAUAAUCAAGAUGUAUUAGCAGAAAUGAAAUUUAAUAUUAAGUCUAUAAAUAAAAAUGUUAUUAAUUGGGUCGUUUAUGAUACUAAGGGAGAGAAUAAGUUAGAAUCAUAUUCCAUAACAUUUAAAAGCCCAGAGCAAGCAUCAAAAUUCUAUGAUAUACUUAUAAAUGAUCAACAGAAAAAGAAAAAAGAUAAUAUUUCUAGUGAUGUGAAAAAAUAUGAAAAUAAAAAAAUAUCCGAAACAUCAAACGUAAUUGCAGAAAAUAAACAAGUACCAUUAUCAGAAUUAUUUAAGCCAUCUCCAGGAUCUUGGGAAUGUAAUGCAUGUUAUACUAGAAACGAUGGUAAACAAUCAAAAUGUCUAGCAUGCGGAGAAUCGUCUACUCUUGCAACUUCUAAUGUAUCUACUGGAGCAGUCGAAUCCACACCAUCUUCUCAACAAGUGCCACUUUCUCAGCUGUUCAAAAAACCUUCUGGUUCAUGGGAAUGUAAGGAAUGUUAUAUUUCCAAUUUGGAAACAUAUAAUUAUUGUGUUGCUUGUGAUAGCCCUAAAGAUCCAUCUAUGCCACCUAAACAAAAGACAAGUGGUUUCAGUGUAGGUUUAAUAUCUACUGAAUCAAAACCUACAUUUACUUUUGGUAUUCCUCAAGAAUCUAUUAAAGAUACAACAAGUGGAUUUACAUUCCGAAUGAAUAAAUCAGUAGAUGGAACUACAGAUGAGUCUGCAAGUAAAGUGCAACUUAGCACACCAAUAAAAUCUAGUGCAGAUACAAAAAGUAUAUUUGGAGGAACUCAACAACCAAGUACUCCAACGUCUCAAGACACGCAAUUUACAUUUGGUUUUCCUGGGAAGUCUUUUGGCUUUAAUUUUACAGCAAAAUCUCCAGCAAAAUCACCUGGUGGUGCAGAAACCAGUGACGAAGAAGUCGUUGAAAGUGAUGAUAUUCAUUUUUCACCGAUAAUUCCAAUGCCAGACGAGAUAGAAGUUAAAACUGGAGAAGAAGACGAAGAAAUACUUUAUAGUCAUAGAGCUAAAUUAUUUAGAUAUGAUUCUGUAGCUAAAGAAUGGAAGGAACGUGGAUUAGGUGAUAUUAAAUUAUUAAGACAUUAUCAAACUAAAAAAUUAAGACUGAUAAUGAGACGAGAUCAAGUACUGAAAUUAUGUUUAAAUCAUUGUGUCUUACCAGAAGUAGAAUUCAAACCAAAAGAUGAAAAAACUUGGCUGUGGAAUGCUGCAGAUUACAGUGAAGGAGAAAUUGAGUACAUGCAAUUUGCGUGUCGUUUUAAAACUUCAGAAAUUGCCGCAGAUUUUAAAACAGCUAUUGAUAAUGCCAGAAAAUCAGAAAAAUUAUCAUCAAACAAUGAAAUUGUUCAAGAUGAACAAAUACAACAACAAAAUGCAAAGUCCUCUCAAGAUAUUCAGGUUGUAUACGAAUUAAAAGUUACGCCUGAAGAGAAAGCUGCUGCUUUAAAAUUACAAUUGCCAGAGAAUUUUUAUGCUUACAAGCAAAAAGAGGAUUGCCCAGGAUGUAUAGGAUGCAUAGAACCAAGUACACCACCGAUUGAAGAUUUCCAAGUUCAAGGAGAAUUAAAGACUAAUGGAACUUUAAGUUCAACAAUCUCAACUUCGAAGACACAUACUGCUCCUGUGAAUAUAAAUUCACACAUUAAUGAAAUUAAAACUUCAGAUAAUGGAAAUGAAAAUGCUCAAACAAAUGCAUCUACUAAAAUUUCAUUUGUAACAAAAUCAGAUAAUUCUGACGCAAAAAGUGCAGUCACAGUUAAACCAAAUACACCUACUACUUAUAAUAUAUUCGAUAUUUCUUCAUUAUCUUUUGGAGACAAAUCUAUUGCUUUCAAUGACAAGAAAUCUACUGGAUUUAUAUUUGGAGCAUCACCUUCUCAACCUACGUUAAAUGAUAAGUUGAUAACAAGUGGAUCAAUUGGUCAAUCUAAUAAAUCUACGGAGGAUUCAAAUAAUACAUUAUCAAAAUGGUUUGGUAAUAGUAACGUAAAAAUUUGUGAACCAGUUGGUACGAAUCAACAAUCUAGCAGUUUUUCUGCUGGUAGGAAUAUAUUUAGCAAGCCAAAAUUUAUUCCUAGUAACACAUCUUCUACAUCUUUAUUUGAAACUGCAGUUAAAAUAGAUUCAAAUCCAUUAGAAAAUGUUGGAAAUCAGAUUUGUGGAGGUACAUCAAAAUCAGUAGAUGCAGGAUCGGAGAAAUCAUUUUUAAAUACAACAGGAAACAGUUCGUCAUUGAUUUUUAAAAAUAUAUUUAGUAAUUUACCUCCAGCUACUACCUCUGUUUCAACAAUAAUAUUUGGUGUGACACCCAGUACAAUAUCAACUGCACCUACUUUCGAAACGAAAUCCGCAAGCUCAAUAUUUAGUAAUACUUCUGCACCAUUUUCAAGUAACUUAACCUUUGGUUCAACUGAUUCUACAUUAGCAGAAGACACAUCUAACAAGGAUGAUAACACUGGUGAUUUCCUGACGCAAAGCAAUGUAACAUUUUCUGCUUUAGCUCAGAAAGCCCCACAAACAGAAGCCUUUAAAAAAGAUCCGAACUUUUCUUUUGCUGGAACUGGUUUAUCUGUGUUUGGUUCCAAAGUAACUUCUUCGGUUCCUAGUAAAUCGAUAACAAUAGAAGAAAUAAAACAAGAUCAACGAGACAGGGAUAAAAAAGAUGAUAACGACGAAGAUGAGUGUAGUGAAAAUGAAAAUGAUCAGGAACACGAUCCUCACUUUGAACCUAUUAUUCCAAUGCCAGAUGCUAUUGAAGUACGAACUGGUGAAGAAGAUGAAGAAAAAAUAUUUUGUAAUAGAGCCAAGUUAUAUAGAUACAAUAAUGCUACAAAAGAAUGGAAAGAAAGAGGAGUUGGAGAAAUGAAAAUUUUGCAUCAUGCCAAAUAUGGAUCAUAUCGAUUAUUAUUACGUAGAGAACAAGUUCACAAAGUUGUAUGUAAUUUUCUAAUCAACCCAGAUACAGAGUUUCGUUCACUUUCUACAUCGGAUCGAGCAUGGAUAUGGGCAGGUAUGAAUCAUGCGGAAGAAACUCCAUGUGUCGAAGAACUCGCAGUUAAAUUUAAAACUUCGAACUUGGCUGCGGAAUUUAAGAAAAUUGUCGACGAAGUACAACAAACGCUACGUGAAAGACAAAGUGAACAAGAUAUCAAGUAUAACAGUGGAAUUGUGCAAGAAAAUCAAGAAUGUGUUGAUGAGAUCGAUGAUGAAAUCGAUGAUCAAGAGGAUGUUGAUGAUGAAGAUGAUGAUGAUGAUGAUGAAGAUGAAGGUUCAUUAAUUUUUGAGAAAAGAGCAACAUUAUAUACAAAAUCAAAUGAUGGAACAAAAUGGAUACAGAUAGCUUUAGGAACAUUGGCAAUAUAUUAUGAUAUGAAUAUUUUUGGUGAAAAAAUAAUAUUAAAAGCUGAUGGAUCCGGAGAAAUGUUGAGUAAUACGAUUAUUAGUAUGAGCACCGAAAUGCAGCUUGAAGGGAAAAAAUGUAUUUGGACUGCCAUUGAUCGUGCUUUAGAGCCUCCUACAAGCCGUACCUUGAAAGCAGUUUUUUCCUCUUCACAAGCGGCGGAACAAAUGCAUAAAAUUUAUAUGUGUGCAUUGAAGUGUACUAAACAAGCUGGUAUUAUUGAGAAUAUACUAACAAACAAAUAGAGG
This is a messenger RNA of Vespula pensylvanica (western yellowjacket), 8574 nucleotides long. RefSeq names its product E3 SUMO-protein ligase RanBP2-like. Gene Ontology annotation, biological process: intracellular transport. The transcript has 20 exons. Gene Ontology annotation, molecular function: GTPase activator activity; protein binding. Gene Ontology annotation, cellular component: cytoplasm; nuclear pore. The coding region runs from base 145 to 8571 and encodes 2808 amino acids. The record is from RefSeq and is a predicted model, not a curated record. NCBI's taxonomy places the organism in Eukaryota, Metazoa, Arthropoda, Insecta, Hymenoptera, Vespidae.